This is a messenger RNA of Tilletiaria anomala UBC 951, 1216 nucleotides long. RefSeq lists its product as uncharacterized. Gene Ontology annotation, cellular component: plasma membrane. Bases 112 to 1026 code for a protein of 304 amino acids. NCBI's taxonomy places the organism in Eukaryota, Fungi, Basidiomycota, Exobasidiomycetes, Georgefischeriales, Tilletiariaceae. The record is from RefSeq and is a predicted model, not a curated record. The transcript is spliced from 3 exons.
CAUCCUUGCCUGUCUUUGCCCCCUUUUUGCUCAGCCAGGACCGUCCAUCUUCAACCGAAAUCAGAAGCUUUGCAACGAAGCAUCGGUUCACUUUGCAGCUAGCCAAGGACCAUGGGCCUCUACUGGAUCGUCCCCCUCCUCUGCGCCCUCGCGUGGCUCACUAACCUCGUCGGUCUCCUCGGGUUUUGGCGCGCAGACAACUUCAGAGCGUACAAGCGUGGUGAAGCAGAUAUUGUAUUUGUGUCGGACAUUGGCGCAGCGCACCAUGCAUUCUUCAUUGGACUUUCCUGCACGACCGCAGGCCUCUACAUACUGACUGUUCUAAUCGAACGGCAGCUGCGCCAUUCCCGACGGAUCCCAGGGUCAGUUCGGCGGCGCACGACAGUCUUCGACGUCGCCUCGGUCAUCUUCGCGAUCAUCGGCUCUCUCGGCCUCAUCUUUCUGUCGAUCUUCGACGCAUUCGACUACUCUACCGUGCACUGGUCUAUGACUGUCAUAUUCGUGUUUUUUGUGGCGGUUUCGGUGCUCUUCCAACUCCUCCAGGUCUUCGAACUCGCCCAUGGUCAUCCCAGCGGAAGAGGCGUUCUGCUGGCUACUGCAAUCAUCAAGGCAAUUAUCCUUGGCUUCUCAAUCAUCGUCUCCAUCAUCUUUGCAACCCUGUACGGUACGUGCCGCGGGAAAGCCCUGCCCGGCGACACGCGCUGCAACCGCAUCACGUCGGUAGCGGCCAUCUGCGAAUGGACCGUGGCUUUCCUGCUCUUCUUCUUCUUCCUCACCUACGUCGCCGACUUUGCGCACCCAAAGCAGGAGAGCCAGAUCGAUGAACCGCAGGCGCGCCAGUCGUCCAUGAAAGAGGUUGAGAACGGCAACGCCGCGUCCGCCGUGGGGCAUGGGCAUGGACCCGGGUACGAGUACGCCACUGCCGCCGACUGCCCCGUCUGCCUCGUGCAUCCGCAUAUGCAUUCGCAGGCUACACUCGCGAACGAGAAUGACGCACCGCAAGCACAGAGGCAAAAGCCGCGUUGAGCUGGAAUUGCGGUCCAGUUUGCGCUAGAAGAGGGCGUAACGGAAACUCGAGACGCACGUCAUGAUCGUGAAUUGGGUUGCACACACCGCAGCUGAUUGGCCGUCGAACUUGCCUUGUACCUCUCACUUUUGCUUAAAGCGAUCACCAUGCAGCGAAGAAAGAGCGAGCUGCUCUGGCUCUCGCCUCGAC